Molecule: messenger RNA, 3225 nt
Organism: Hibiscus syriacus
Lineage: Eukaryota; Viridiplantae; Streptophyta; Magnoliopsida; Malvales; Malvaceae
Exons: 10
Coding region: 348-2990 (880 amino acids)
Cellular component (GO): Ino80 complex
Source: RefSeq, a predicted model, not a curated record
AUGGAGAGAGGGCAAGAGCCGAGCCCCUUAAGCGAGAAUGAACGAUUCAAUGCCUUCACAUAACGGUUCCGAAAAACCGUACCCGUCCCCACCUCUCUCUCUCUUUCCCCAUUGUAAUUCUAUUCCACCCUUCUCUCUAUCUAUUUCUCUAGUCUUGGUGUGUGUUUCUCUUAGUUUUAUUGGAUAACUUAACACAAACCCUUUUCUUUUUUUGUCUCUCUCUCUCUCUCUCGCCAUCCCUUCCAAUACCAAUUAACUCACAACCCUUUUCCCCUUUUCUUCAAUCCACUGCUCCCCCUUGCUUCAAGGAAAAUGUUGGUUGCCGGUUGUUUUGACAUCUGAUAGCAAUGGCAGCUGAUCAGCGGAGAAAGCGGCUGCAUGGUGCUAGUAUUACUGGCUGCAAUUCUUUGGACCAAUGCAAAACCAAAAAGAAAAAGCUAAAGCUAGAGCCUUCGAGAAAUGAUUCGAACACAAAAUGUUGUAUUUCCCUUGAGUGGGAUGGGAACAAAAAAAAAGUUGUUGCCAAAAGGGAACAAAUUGGCUUAAGUCAGAGGCAUUUAAGGUCAUUUACUGAGUCCACAACACAUUGUCAUAGGGUCUUGGCAGAUGUUUUGACUCUUUGUCCUGAAAUUUUUGAAUUAGAGGACUUGACAGAGGUGCUUUCUUAUGAGGUUUGGCAGACUCAUUUGUCUGAAAAUGAGAGGAAUUUUCUGAUGCAGUUUCUUCCCAGUGGGAUAGACAAAGAGCGGGUCCUGCAAGCAUUAUUUUCUGGAGAUAACUUUCACUUUGGAAAUCAUUUUCUUAAAUGGGGCACAUCACUUUGUUUGGGUCAUCUUCACCCUGAUACAGUUAUUCAAGAGGAACAACGUUUAAAGGCUGAGAAUAAAUCAUACUACUCAGAGUUACAGGAAUACCACAAUGAUAUGAUAGAGUAUUUGCAGAAACUGAAGGAGAAAUGGGAAAGCUCCAAAGACCCAGAAAAAGAAAUUUUGCAGAAGUUAUGGAGGUCAAAAAGGGUUGGUAAAAAAAAGGUUUUCUCUCAUACAAAUGAGCCCAGGCUUGAGACUGUUGAGCAGGAUGUUACAGCGACUUCUGAAUCUUGUUCUUGGGUUGCAGAUGAGAAAGCAUGCAGUAGUGAUAACCAGAAUUCUUCUGUUGUGAAGGUUGGAAAGAUACGAGGAAGUAUGUACGAGAAAGGGAUGAUCAAGAAUAAAGGUCAAAUGCUCUCGACUGCUCCUGAUUAUGCAUUGACUGUGGAAGCAAGACCCAAAAAAUGUGACAAGAUACGCAGACGCAAUAUUCAGCAGUGUGAUGGUGCUAAAUAUAUGUCAUGUUUUAAGAUAAGCAAGAAGCAGCAUGAUCUUUUAAAGAAUAUGGAUCAGUCUGGUAGAAGCAUUCAAUCCAAGUCUCUCACCUGUGUUUUAGGUGACAUUGAUACCUUACAUGUGCAACCAUAUGAAGUAUUCUUAGAAGAAGAACAGAGGAGGUUGCAUGAACAUUGGUUGAAACUGGUAAAAGAAGAUCUCCCUGCGUCAUAUGCAACCUGGAGAGAAAUACAGUCACAGAAAUGGAAAAUAACCAAGUCGUUGGAGCAGGAGAUGAAAGAAAAUCUAAAUUCGCUGCUGGAGGAUGAGGAGGAUAAAGAUGAAGACACAUUAAAGCUUCAGGAUCGGGAAGACAAUGCUGAUGUAAACUUGGUUGCUCUAGAUGUAGAGGAAGAGGAUCCUGAGAAGUCGCAUGAAGAUGAGAAGGAUACUGAAGCCACAGAAAGUGAGUCCAGCAUGGAAGAUGGGGAGUCUGUUCUGGCCUUAGCACCAAAUCAAUCCCCACAGAGAAUUUCUUUUAUUGAUCAUGGCCAGCUGUGCAAUCACAUGGAGGAGUCUGAAAAUAAUGAGAAUAUCGCAAAAUCAGAUGUUGCAUCUUCAGAUGUAUCUGAACACUCAGACAAUUUGAACACUGCUGGUGCAACUGUUGGUCAGGAUGUUCCCGUCUCUUCUUCAGAAAUUGUCUGGCCAGCAAAUAGCAUUCCACACUCUUACAAUGACUCCACUGCUGACCAUAAAUACACAUCUACCAGUGGAUUUUCAUUCAUUCAUCAAGACACCGAAGACCAACAGAACCAAAUGAUUGCUCUGGAAUCAGACUUGCAUAAAGAGAGUACCAGUAAGGCUUUGUUGCAUAGACAUUCUGAGGAUGUUCCCUUUAAUUCUUAUACAAAUCAGGACCGAAAUGAGCUGCUUCAAUCUUUCUUCAAGGAUCAGGGAGUGUCGUCAUAUCAUAGCGAGCAGAAACAGGCAGGGCCAGAUUUCCAGCCCCCAAAUAAUCUGUUGAUGGACGAUGGUCGUUUUAAUGGGCAAUUUCAGGAGCAGUUGCAAUCAUCUUUGCUGUUAGAAGAGAAGCAAAAGGGGCAGAAUGAGGUUUAUAUGCAACAAAACAUGCCACAUAAUAUUUACUCCGAUGGAGGUAGAUACAUGACCCCAAGUCAAGAACACCUGCCUUCGGGAAAUUUGCAAGAUUGGGCUGUGCCUCCUGCCCGCAUGCCGGCACCUUUCCAACAUCAGUUGAAUAAUAGAGAUUUGUUGAGUCAAAGCUGGUUUACCGGAGAGCAUCAAGUUCGUGGUGAAUGGGCUGGUUCAGAUGGUUUUAGUGGCCAAAGUCAGAGUAUGUUGAGUGCAAGCAAUGCAGAUCAGAGCCUAUUUAGUGUUCUAUCUCACUGUAACCAAUUUCAUUCAAGCAGCCCUUAUGAAUCAAUGGGCUCUACCGAGCAGUUCAUCCCACAGAGGAACAAUGGAAUGAUGAGGGGUGUAACUCCUGGACUAAUUGGAAAUGGUAUGCAGCAAGCUGCUCAUCCAUUUGAUUAUUUAGGUACUCGUGAUACAACUACCCCGCUGAUGGCUGCUGAUGAUCCAGUAUGGAUGAACUUGCCACAUCCAAAUUCUGCUUUGCAUGAUCCAAUGGGAAAACCAUAUUUAAGGUCAUGGGAUAACUGAAGAGGUCCUUUAAUUUGUUUCCGAUGACUGGAAAGCCUUAUCGGUUAUGAGCCGCUAGGAUAUAAUUUGGAGGUAUGCUGAAUGAAUACCUCAUUCGAUGGGAGGUUCAUUUUUAUAAUUAUAUAUAGAGGAAUUGUAGAAGAGACUUCUAGGUUUCAAGACUAUGAGAUAGACUUCUGUACAUACACCUAUACUAUACAAAGAGCCAACUGAACUCAUUUGGGAAGGUUUCAUA